AUGAGCCCCGAUGUUGCCUGCCCAGAGGCGCAGACGCCCGAGUUCAUCCUUCCACGCCCGCAGUGGCACUGCACUCUGACUCUGAAUGAAGGGACCGGAAGUGAUCAGCUCGUUGAGUUCCUUGAGACAAGCCCGGGUCAGGAUGAAUCAAAUGUCUUUGUCCCUUCUGCUUCCCCUUGCCUCUCGUCCAAUCCCAUUGGACGAGAGGCAGAGGGCCUAUUCAGAGCCAUUGUCGGCAGUCCUUACUGGAGCUGUCGGUGCCAGAGCUCCCACCGCGCCCAUCUACAGCUCCAAUCCAACCCCCUCGCCGAGACCCCGAAAGUGGGCAAGACAGGGACCUACCGGAUAACCUUUUCCAACUCAGACAACGGUUCAAAGAACUCGUGGACAUGUAGAGAGGUCGAAUUUGAGCCGUACACCUUUGAUCAACCUUUGGCACCAGUCACCAACCAUGCCCUACCGACACAUAGGUCAAACCAACAAAAGCCGCAAAAGCCUAAGGUUCGCUUCGAAACAGUAGAAGUGGAUUUUAAUGAGUCAAAGGAGAAGUCUUGCAAUGUCCCUCCCAUCGCAGACUUCUGUACUGUACUGUGUCGCGGUAGGGCGCACACACAACCGCCGACACAGGCCGUGGGCUUCAUUACCGAUCAAGUGAGCUCGAAUGUUCGGUACAAUAUGCACUUCAUCAAAUGCUACCCAGAACCCAUUCAGCUUCAGACACUACAGCAAGCAUUGCCAAACAGUAGUAGACGCCAUCGGCUGUAUAUCGCCGCCGGUCUUGCGUGCGGAGUGCUCCAAUAUCACGGCAACUGGUUGAAGAAAUACUGGGACAGUUCUGACAUCCAAUUACCUACAGAUGAUGAUAAUAAUGACGAUGCAACCGAUGACGUUCUACCAAGCGAUCUCUACCUUCCCUGGUCCCUAAAUGCCCAGCAUUCUCCAUCAGCACCUACGGAUAUCAAAUAUACUCAACAAUCCCCACUCGUCCGCAAUCAAGUCCUCUUCCCACUCGGCAUAGCUCUGACCGAACUCUCCCUGGGAAAAUCUAUCACCUCUCUCCGACGACCACAGGAUGAGCAAGGAAACGAAGACUCAACCCGGUUCAUCACGGCAUUCCGCGUCCUCAACAGAGUGCAGCAGGAAAGUGGCUCAAACUACAAAGACGCCGUACAUAACUGUCUUUGCUGGUUGGACGUCGAUUCGCCUUGUUUGGAGGAUGAGAAGUUUCAGGGUCGUGUGUUUAAUGCUGUCGUUGCUCCAUUACUUAGGGACUUGGCGCACUUUGAAGGAGUAGGUGUGCUAUGA
Aspergillus costaricaensis CBS 115574 is the source of this 1305-nucleotide messenger RNA. RefSeq lists its product as uncharacterized. The transcript has 2 exons. The record is from RefSeq and is a predicted model, not a curated record. NCBI's taxonomy places the organism in Eukaryota, Fungi, Ascomycota, Eurotiomycetes, Eurotiales, Aspergillaceae. Bases 1 to 1305 code for a protein of 434 amino acids.